AUGCCGCAACCACGAAACAGGUGGAAUUAUACCGAGGAUAACCUACUUCGAAGAGAAGUGUUUACCCAAUUGGUGGCGGAGGGAGCGGUGAAAGACUGGCAGUGCAUUGCGACCAAGCUUCCAGGCCGCACUAACAAAGAUUGCAGAAAGCGGUGGUAUAAUGUUGUCUCUGGCGGAGUGAAUAAAGGCCACUGGGCGCAAAAUGAGGACAAAUUACUGACGGAAGCGGUCAAAACCUGUGGUAAAAGCUGGACGGUCGUUGCAACCGCUGUUAAGUCUCGAAACGCGGACCAAUGCGCCAAGCGGUGGAAGCAAUUUCUCGAUCCUGAAUUGGACCGCAGUCAGUGGACAGAUAAGGAGAACAAGCUUCUCCAGGAGGCGCACAAGAAAUACGGCAGACGAUGGAAAGAGAUUCAGGCCAAGUACUUCCCUACGCGGUCAAGAAAUGCAAUAAAAAAUCAAUACACCAUCCUUAUCCGAAAACGGAAACAAGCGCAAAGUAAUGGCAUUGAAGACAAUGAAGAAGCUUUGGGUAAGUCAGACAGUGAAGAGACUGGCCCGGUGGAAGCACAGGCGACAACUGUCAUGGAUUUGUCACACGGACAAUCAUAUGAUAAUCUGAGUGGUGGUGAUGCCAUGAUCGACGGGGGUGAUUCUGCAGGGGAACAAGAGCCCCCUCCCAAUGAAAUCGAUACCUGGGAUUCCCACUUCUGCAGCACCUAUAGUCACACCUAUAGUCACUUAUUCAGUGAUUCAACUCUCGCAGACCAUAUGGCACUGGACCCUGCAACCAAUGCAAACCAGGUGUUCUCGCAGUGCUUUCCAGCCGGAGAAGUGUAUUGCUGGGAUAUACCAGGGCCACAGGCAGUCCAGACAGGCUCUGACAAUUUUGAUAGCAACACUUAUGAUCCGCCUGAGGACUCCGAGCUCUUGGCACUGGGAUUGUUCCCGACUCCGGCCGCUGGCCCGGAGUCUAUUGGUCAGAAUCCUAACUUGGUUGAUUGGCACCCGACGUCAGGCCUUGCCCCUGACGAGGCCGGUUCUUCUCCCAGGAAGAUCACCUUUACGGUGCAAUCUCCGUGCCCAGACACCGUUGAGUCCCCUAUGCGUAUUGCGUUGAAACCUGGAUCCUCGUUUAGCUUUGAGAGAGAAUAA
Penicillium vulpinum is the source of this 1155-nucleotide messenger RNA. Its product is annotated as Myb transcription factor. The record is from RefSeq and is a predicted model, not a curated record. Gene Ontology annotation, biological process: mitotic cell cycle; positive regulation of transcription by RNA polymerase II. Gene Ontology annotation, molecular function: DNA-binding transcription factor activity, RNA polymerase II-specific; RNA polymerase II cis-regulatory region sequence-specific DNA binding. The transcript has 6 exons. NCBI's taxonomy places the organism in Eukaryota, Fungi, Ascomycota, Eurotiomycetes, Eurotiales, Aspergillaceae. Gene Ontology annotation, cellular component: nucleus. Bases 1 to 1155 code for a protein of 384 amino acids.